UAAGGCAUUUAUUUGUUCAGUAAGCACAAUGAAUAAUACUGUUCUGAAUCUAACAAAAAGUUUUGGUGCAAAUUCUUCUACUUCUAUGAACGACACAGAUCAUGCGCACGCUGAAUCAUCUGAAGAAUUCAAUUCCGUCGUGUUGCCAAUACUCUAUACAUUCGUCUGCAUUGUUGGGUUGUUGGGCAAUGGACUUGUAAUUUAUAUAAUGUAUUUGAAGAAACAGAGUAGAAACAUCACGGACAUCUAUAUUCUGAACUUGGCUAUCGCAGAUUUUAUAUUUGUUGCGAUGAUGCCUGUCUGGACUACAAGCGUUGCUUUAAAAAGAUGGAUAUUCGGUCAAGCGAUAUGCAAGUUGGCAAGCGGAUGCACAUAUUUUCAUUUGUAUGCGAGUGUAUUCUUUCUCACAGCUAUGUCAGUCGAUCGAUUUUUUGCAGUCGUCAUGCACAAUACUAUCAAGAGGACAAAAUUCAAUGCUACUGUUCUUGUUAUUAUCAUUUGGAUGGUAUCAACAGGUCUCGGACUCCUACCUUUGUAUUUCAGGAACGUUGUGGAGCACGAAACCGAAGGCGUUCGGAAAUGCGAUUGGACUUUUGAAUCAGAGAAUAAAUCUCAUCAUAAUUGGUUCAUUGUAUAUUUUGUGAGUAGAUCUUUUGUGGGAUUUGUUAUACCGACAAUUAUCAUCGUCAUCAGUUAUUCUAUGAUAGCAUUCUUUUUGCAAACAAGAGAAGCGAAGGGUAAACUGACAGCACAAUGCCAGGAUCGAGCAACACGAAUGGUUCUGGUUGUGACUACCGUGUUUCUUGUUUGUUGGUUGCCGAAUCAGUUUUCAAAUUUCAUCUAUUUUAUACAGAGCCUGAAUUUAAUACGUGCACCGAACCCUCCGGAUCUGAUACAUUACUACGUACAUAUGUUCACAACAUGUUUGGCAUGGAUCCAUAGUUGCAUGAAUCCAAUUUUAUAUGCAUUUAUGAGAGAAGACAUGAGAUUAAAGUUAACAGAAAUUAUGAAUAAAAGAAGGUGCUGUGAAGACACUCGAUGCUGGCCGCAUUAAGACAUAAUUCCUGAAGCUCAUCGGAUUUAUGAUCGACUCGGCACAACAGUAUGAUAUUUAUAACCUCGUGUGUACAAAGCGAAUUCCGAAAAUCUGUAGCCAAUAGGAGUGGAUAAAGUUUGAAUUCUUUGUAUAUACACGUUUGUGUGGGACUAGCAAGAGUUCUAGUUUGUAUUGUCGGUUUGUUUUCAGUUGCAUUAUGAGACGAAAUCUUCGAAUAUAUUCUAUUUCUCAGCGAGCAAUUAUGUAUUUUUUUGACACGUAGUGGACAUAACGAUCGUUUCAAAAUUUUGUUGUUAUUGUUAUUUGUCUCCAUCAUUUUUAAAAAAACGC
Messenger RNA from Styela clava, 1387 nucleotides. Its product is annotated as type-1 angiotensin II receptor B-like. The record is from RefSeq and is a predicted model, not a curated record. NCBI's taxonomy places the organism in Eukaryota, Metazoa, Chordata, Ascidiacea, Stolidobranchia, Styelidae. Gene Ontology annotation, cellular component: membrane. Gene Ontology annotation, biological process: thrombin-activated receptor signaling pathway; blood coagulation. Gene Ontology annotation, molecular function: thrombin-activated receptor activity.